AUGGCUUUCAUCACACUCUAUUACACUGCAGAGGCUCGACGAAGAAAAGCUGACCUCGAUGCCAGAUCCUCAGCGGCUUCCAGCCAGGCGUCGUCCAGGCCACGCCGAUCUGGAAACUCGACCUCUAUCUCAUCAGCAUCUGUUCAACGGGGAUUCGGCUCCCAGGAAGACCGACGACAUAGUCUCAAGUUGACAGUGAAAGCGCCUCCCAGCAAGCUCCGCGAGGUCAUGCGCGCCAAUGAAGUCGAGACACUGAAGGACACACUUGGUGGUGGCCAAGUAUUGGAUGGUCCCCGAUCGAGCCGCAGAUCAACACUCGCCGCUAGAAGUAGUGCCCGUGGCGGCCAAAAACCAAAGUAUACCGACUUCGCCGAUAGUGAAGACGAAGAUGACGAUGACGAAGAAGAAGAAGACGACGAAGACGAGGAGGACGAGGAGGAGGAACAGGAAGAAGAAGUCGAGGAGGUAGAAGCUAUGAAUGAUUUCGACGCACUCGGCGCAGAGGCAGAAGGAACCACGGACGAAGACGAGGAUGUUGAAAUGGAAGAUGCGCCUCCUCCGCCCUCGAAGAAAACCGCCCCGCCGAAAGCGCCCAAGAUCACACUGAAGCCACCGGCCAAGAAAGCCGAUGGUAGACAGGGCAAGCCUAAGUUGGUUGUCACCCCUGCCAAGGUCGGCCCUCUCAAGUCGGUUGAGGACCAGGAGAUGGAGGAUGACCCAGGCGACGAAGAAGUCGAAGGCUCUUCUGACCUGUCGGACGAAGACAAUGACACUCCUGCCAAUGCCGAAGACGAAGAUGCGGAAGGUGAGGAAGACGAGAUCGAAGUAGGAGGAACUACUCUUCAAGCCGAAGAUGACGAAGAACUCGACGAGGAGGACGAGGAAGACAGUGAUGGCAGCCUCGACGAUAGUGACGACAUGCCUGGGUCCGGUAGUGCGACUCCAGAUCUGAGCAGGAUGACCAAGAGGCAGCGAGGCAGACCGGAAGAUCAAAAUACAUUGAUGGCUCUGGACAUGGCACCUCAGCAACGAAAAUUUUUUACCGACGAGGAGAAGGCGAUGAAGAAAGACGAGCAUGCCAGAAAACGCAAGGAGCUGACCAAGCGAAAGGUGCAAGAAGAGAAGGCGGCUGCUUUGAACCGUUUGCUCAAACCUCAGGUGUCCAAAACUCGAGGAGCCGCUCCAAAACCAGAAACUCUUGCAGCCGCAGCGGCCGCGAUUGGAUCGCCAUACGAAGAGGAAGACUACGUCAAAGCCAACCCUCUUUACACGAGGUGGAUCAGCACCAAGGAUGGUAUCAAGCUUGGUGUCCCCGAUGCCUGGCUGGGCAAGAACGUUGGUAAAUACUUUGGACCGCUUCCUCCGAGCAAUGGCCCGCUUGUGCAGGAAGUUGACUAA
This is a messenger RNA of Exophiala spinifera, 1398 nucleotides long. RefSeq lists its product as uncharacterized. The record is from RefSeq and is a predicted model, not a curated record. The transcript is spliced from 3 exons. Gene Ontology annotation, cellular component: Ino80 complex. Bases 1 to 1398 code for a protein of 465 amino acids. NCBI's taxonomy places the organism in Eukaryota, Fungi, Ascomycota, Eurotiomycetes, Chaetothyriales, Herpotrichiellaceae.